AUGGCCUCCAGGGUCGCUAAACACAACACAGACCUCGCUUGCAGUAGACGAUCCUCAAACUCUGGUGUCUCCAUCCCGGACGAGCCCCCAAAAAGUGUAACUGGUUUCAAAUGGAGAGAGUCUGGAAAAAGAAGGAGACAAAGUAAGACAAAUUUGCCACAUUUCACUGGAAGAUUUAUGAAGGGAAUAGACCCAAACAGCUUUCUGAAAACCCAUGUACAAGGAAUACUAAACCACGGGAUGGGAACAUUCGAUGUUUAUGUUGACAUCAACGAAUACUGUCAUGACUCGAACUUGGUGAUGAAUGUUAUUUUAAAGACAAUCCACAAUUCCAUUUCAAAGGAUGGAUACCUGCCACAGAGGCUGUACAUCCAAGCCGAUAAUUGUGCAAGAGAAAAUAAAAACAGAUUUGUGCUAGGGUUUUGUGAAUUGUUGGUUAGACUAUCAAUAUUUCAUGAGGUGCAUUUGUCCUUCCACCAUGUUGGACACACCCAUGAAGAUAUUAAUGCAGCAUUUUCACAUUUAGCCAUGCGACUGAGAAGAUGUGAAACCGAGACUAUGCCAAAACUCUUAAAUAUCUUAAAUGGGGCCAAACAAUCAAGAGGCCUUUUUGAUAUAAAAUCAUGGCUGCAACCACAUUUACGUGAAAUCAAGCAUCAUUCUCAACCACUUCUUUUUAAAUUCAGUAGAAAUGAGACCCAAAAAAUCACAAUGCAGUACAGGACCAACAGCAAUAGGACAUGGAAAACAACUGGAGAAGAAGGAAUAUUUAAUGGCAUUUCACUCGAUGAACCUCGUAUUCUUCUGCCAAGCAAUUUCCAAGCAGACAGACUCACCAAACAGAAACAACAUUCAGAAACACCAGUAUAUAACAUGUCAGAUGAAGGACAGUUUAGAUGGUGGAUAUCCUACUUACAAUAUCUACAGGUAGUCAAAGAUGAUGAGCAUUCACUAAAUGACUAUGCUCUGGAAGGAGCCAUUUGGCUAUUGCCACAGUUGGAGGGCAAACAAAGAAAAUCUGAAGAGGUUUUAGUAGAGAUCAACCGCCAUCGUCUUGAAAUGGUACACAAGGAAUUAGACGAUUAUAAGAUACUAUUCUGUGUUAUCAUGUCAAAGGGGAAGAGAGAGGACAAGAAAAAAAACAUCGGGAGGAAAGGAAGAUCUGACAUAAAAGAUAAAGACAGUUCUUGA
Molecule: messenger RNA, 1191 nt
Organism: Saccostrea echinata
Lineage: Eukaryota; Metazoa; Mollusca; Bivalvia; Ostreida; Ostreidae
Exons: 6
Coding region: 1-1191 (396 amino acids)
Source: RefSeq, a predicted model, not a curated record